AUGCCGGCGUCAGCAACCAGAGAGAAGCGACCAGCACCUCCGCAGCCAAAGAAGAGGAUAAUUAUCUGCUGCGACGGCACCUGGCAAAGCUCUGCCCAUGGAACGCAGACCAUUCCAUCAAAUGUGGCAAAGAUGAGCCGCUCUAUUGCCUCUUGGUACGUGGAUGAGAAUGGCCUGAAGGCCCCGCAGCUUGUAUACUACGAUGCCGGUGUUGGCACUGCCAUGGGUUGGCUUGAAGCAAAGUGGACGGGAGCGUUCGGUGGCGGUCUUGACGAGAAUGUCUGCGAGGCAUACAACUUCCUCGUGAACAAUUACAGCCCUGGAGACGAAUUGUUCUUCUUCGGAUUCUCCCGCGGCGCUUACACUGUCCGGGCUUGUGCUGGGCUUGUGUGUCGGGCUGGUAUCUGCAAACCGAGGGCCAUGGGACAGUUCUGGGAGAUGUAUGCUAUGUACAAGUCUAUUGACCCGAGUACAGCUCUCGAAAAGAGCGCAUGGGGAGAGCGGUGGGAAGCGGAGGGCUCACCACCCAAAUUCACCAUCAAAGUCAAAGGCGAGGACUGGGAAUUUACAAAGGGCGCAGGGGCCGAUUGGCUUGAUAGCUCUGAGAAGAACGUCAAGAUCAAGGUGGUGGGCGUAUGGGAUACCGUCGGAAGUCUCGGAUACCCUGAUAAUGUAUGGGUUGAGACCAAGGAAAAGAACAAGCCCUAUGGCUUCCACAACACCGACAUCCAUUCGCGUAGGUGGAUCAUUCCAGCAAGCUAUGUCAAAACUGACGCGUAA
Messenger RNA from Paraphaeosphaeria sporulosa, 780 nucleotides. RefSeq lists its product as uncharacterized. NCBI's taxonomy places the organism in Eukaryota, Fungi, Ascomycota, Dothideomycetes, Pleosporales, Didymosphaeriaceae. The transcript has 2 exons. The coding region runs from base 1 to 780 and encodes 259 amino acids. The record is from RefSeq and is a predicted model, not a curated record.